GAAGAACAAUUAAAAAAAAUGGUGGAAUCAUUUUCUCAAAUCAACUCGUUGCCUUUAAAACAGAAUUAGAAAAGAAUACGUGUUACAUGUGAGACGAAAAUCGAAAGGAAAAAGACACACUUGUGUACAGGAAUAGGAAUUUAAAUCAAGGUGCAAAAGUGCAAACUAAUUGUUGCAAAAGCUAAGAAAUUAAAAUUAAUCCGGUUAAUCAGAAAGUAAAGAGUAAAUGUUUACCAUUUCGUAUUUGCCUCUCUCCGAACUGCGCAUGCGCAGUUAUGAAACCUCCUUUUUAGAGAAUUUUUUAAAAGAGAGUCGGUAAGUCUAUUGGAGAUCCAAAUGCUUUUUGGUUUUCUUUAGAAAAUGUAAUUUUUUUUCUUUCUGAUCAACAAUCUAAUUAAAUUGUUUUGUUUCUCAUUUUAUAUUAAUUUUUCUUGAUUUUCUUAUUCACCUGAUCCCUUUUCCUCCCUCCCCAGCCCCCCACAGUUUUGUCGCCUUAAGUGGCCUCUCUAACCCUGGGCACCCGUUUUGUGCGGGUAAUAUGACAAAUCAAGCUCCACAAUCAAGUACACCACCGACCAUCUCCUCGUCUUAUCCAUUACCUCCUACCUUAUUGAUUCAAUGGUAUUCUGAUGAAAAUAUUUCUCAAGGCCUUAACCCUGAGCCACCCGCUCCAAUUACCGAUGGAUCUUAUUCUAUGUUUGCUGUUGAGAUAAAAGUUGAUGAGCCGAUAAUUCGUACUUUAGAAGAUCAGGAUAUCAAACGUUUAUACCCCAAAGAAUAUGACUACCGGCGUGAGAUUAAAAAGAUGAACGUCUCUUUGAUGGCGAGUAUGUUAGACCUUUUAGAUGCGUUAAUUAAGUGCCCAGAAUCACCCAAAAGACAGGAAAAAUGUACCGAUAUCGAAAUGUUAUUCAUUCAAAUGCACCAUCUUCUAAACGAGAUGAGACCACAUCAAGCCAGGGAAACUAUUCGUGUUAAAUUGGACCGACAAAAGAAACAACGUCUAGAAAUGAUUAAUAAACUUGAAACUCAUAUUGAGGAAGUUAUUGAGAUUGUCAACUCUAGUAUUACCUCGAUACCUGAUAUUGUGGGCUCAUCAAUUGAUCUAACUGAUUAUAUGGAUGAUGAUUCAACUAGUGACAAAGAAGAGACUGAUGUAGAUUCAAAUUCUAACAAUUCCAGGGAUGAACAAAUUGAUCAAGUUACUCUGUUGACUCAAUUGGAUUUUCUUAUGUGUGAUAUUGUUGAUAAUCUACAAGUUGAAGCUUAUUAAGAAUUAUUUCAGUUUGUGAAAAGAAACAUUUUUAGGAAAACAAAAAUCAAAGCAAAAAGAAAGGAUAAUCCAUUUUCAUCCAUUUUCCCUUCAUCCAAAUAAUUAAAGCCCAUAAUCUACGGAUAAUUGAGAUAAAAUUGUUUCUCAUUGUGUCUUCAACACGAGCAUCAAAAAUCUAGCCAAAGGACAAUUUAUAUGUAAAUCAUAUUCACCAUCUUCUACUGUGAUCACAACUUUUUUUUCUUCGAAUUUAAAACUUUUGUUAUCAUCUAGCUUGAAGCUAGUUCAU
Messenger RNA from Panonychus citri (citrus red mite), 1562 nucleotides. It is a transcript of the gene MED7, whose product is annotated as mediator of RNA polymerase II transcription subunit 7-like. Gene Ontology annotation, biological process: regulation of transcription by RNA polymerase II. Gene Ontology annotation, cellular component: mediator complex; core mediator complex. Lineage: Eukaryota; Metazoa; Arthropoda; Arachnida; Trombidiformes; Tetranychidae. Bases 539 to 1273 code for a protein of 244 amino acids. The record is from RefSeq and is a predicted model, not a curated record. Gene Ontology annotation, molecular function: transcription coregulator activity. The transcript has 2 exons.